AUGAAGAUGUUGGCGUCCAUCGCCUUCCUGGCCACGCUUGCGGUGGCACUGGGACACCACGACCCCGCGCUGGACUGGCACUGGCAGCUCUGGAAGAAAACUUAUGGCAAGGAGUACCGCCACGAGAAAGAGGAAGGGGACCGGCGCACGACGUGGGAGAGGAACCUGCGACUGGUGACGCUUCAUAAUCUGGAGCACUCCCUGGGGCUGCACUCCUACGAGCUGGGCAUGAACCACCUGGGGGACAUGACCAGCGAGGAAGUGGCGGCUUUGUUAACUGGGCUGCGCGUCGCUCCUCGGUCAAACCGGACCUCCACCUACCGGCCGCAGCCUGGCAGCAAGGUCCCGGACACGGUGGACUGGAGGGAGAAGGGAUGCGUCACGGACGUCAAGAACCAGGGCCCCUGUGGGUCGUGUUGGGCGUUCAGUGCCGUGGGAGCCCUGGAAGCCCAGGUGAUGCUGAAGACGGGGAAGCUGGUGUCCCUGAGCGCCCAGAACCUCGUUGACUGCUCCAUGAUGUACGGGAACAAAGGCUGCAGUGGAGGUUUCAUGACCAGUGCUUUCCAGUACAUCAUCGACAACGAAGGCAUUGACUCGGAUGAUUCCUACCCCUACACGGCUCAGAAUGGGACAUGUAAAUACAAUGCUUCCACGCGAGCCGCCACUUGUUCCAAGUACGUUGAGCUUCCACACGCCGACGAAGCAGCCCUGAAGGAUGCUGUAGCCAACAUCGGACCGGUCUCUGUCGCCAUUGAUGCCACCCAGCCCACCUUCUUCUUGUACAGGUCAGGUGUGUACGAUGACCCCCGGUGCACACAGGAGGUGAAUCACGGAGUACUCGUCAUCGGCUACGGCACUCUAAAUGAUAAGGAUUACUGGCUCGUGAAAAACAGUUGGGGCGUGCGUUUUGGUGACGAGGGCUACAUCCGCAUGUCAAGAAACCACGCGAACCAUUGCGGGAUCGCCAGUUAUGCCUCUUACCCGCUGAUAUAG
Molecule: messenger RNA, 993 nt
Organism: Charadrius vociferus (killdeer)
Lineage: Eukaryota; Metazoa; Chordata; Aves; Charadriiformes; Charadriidae
Product: cathepsin S-like
Exons: 7
Coding region: 1-993 (330 amino acids)
Biological process (GO): immune response
Cellular component (GO): lysosome
Molecular function (GO): cysteine-type endopeptidase activity
Source: RefSeq, a predicted model, not a curated record